This is a messenger RNA of Adineta ricciae, 1266 nucleotides long. The record is from the annotation of a GenBank genome assembly. Lineage: Eukaryota; Metazoa; Rotifera; Eurotatoria; Adinetida; Adinetidae.
AUGUCAUCAACACCAAGUGCAAUGUUAAGUGGUCAACAACAGAAUGAAGUUUUACAAGAUUUCACGGACGCAUCCAGUGAUCUUCCAUGGAAUUACAAAGACAAAAAUGAACCCAUGGAAAGAAAUCGACGAGUGGACGACGAAAAUUUAUCACAACAAAUGCAACAGUUAUCUACAGAUGUAGUAAAUAUCAAUAACUCGUUACCUAACGAGAUUAAAACGAAACUCGAAACAAUUCCUAAUUAUUUAACAAAACGACAUAAACCAUUUAUACAGAUUCUCCAUCAAAUAUUAUCGACGAUGAAAAUAGGUACUGCAGCGAGUAAUAUGGAUGAUUUACGAAAAACAGCCAUUUCAAUGUAUAAAAUUACGAUUAUUCAAAUAUAUCAAUUGCUAUGGACGACAUAUUUCAAAUCAGGAACGGGACAAUUAAUUCAUCAAUCAACUCAAAAUGAAUCGAUUACAUAUCCAACCAAUGUAUCGAUAUGGCCAAACGAAAUCAGAGCAAUGCUACAAGCAAUCGAGACGGUGAAGAACACGAAUGUUAAUCAUGAAGCUUAUUUAGAAUUUAUGAAUUCACAUCUCCAUGAAUUAGAUAAUCAUUUAAAAAAGUCUCAGCUUGAAUUGAAUGAUAAAAUCAAAUGUUUUCAAGGUUAUACCUUGACGAUUCACACACAUAUAGGAACCUACCUUGAACAACAUCUUCAUUCUUUCCGCAUGGAAAUUGAACAUAAAAUAGAACUUGUUCAUUAUGAUUAUCACAUUCACGCACUCGACUUAGAAUACUGUCGACUUAAUCCAAAUAUUCAUCAAAAAAAAUUAAUGAAAAGUCUUUGUGAAAGUAAAUAUGAACAAGAAACAGUAGAACAAGAGCAUAACUUAUUAAAACAAAAAAUUGAUUAUUACAAUUCACCUAGUCAAUCAUUUGAACAUUCGUCUAUAGCACAAUCAAAAUUAAUUGAAUCGAUUCAAAACGCAGAGAUUCGACAACACUUAUAUAAUCAAUAUCGAGAUACAGCUUUACAAGCCAGAGCUAGUUUAUUUCAAUUGUAUCUUACAACAGCUGAAGAUGAAAAGCAGGAAUUCCAAAAGAAAUAUGAAGAGAAUAUGAAGCAAUUACAAAGUGAUGAACGUUUUAUCAAUGGCAAUGCAGACUUUUCUUCGAUUCUAUUUCAAAUCAUCCAUGAACGUUGUGAAAAGAUUAGUGAACGCAUUAGAUGUGUCUACAAAUUCAAAGCUCAAUCUGUACUCCAUAAAACUACAUAA